Aedes albopictus (Asian tiger mosquito) is the source of this 3192-nucleotide messenger RNA. RefSeq names its product probable aconitate hydratase, mitochondrial. Gene Ontology annotation, cellular component: mitochondrion; cytosol. Gene Ontology annotation, molecular function: aconitate hydratase activity; 4 iron, 4 sulfur cluster binding. The transcript has 6 exons. The record is from RefSeq and is a predicted model, not a curated record. Lineage: Eukaryota; Metazoa; Arthropoda; Insecta; Diptera; Culicidae. Gene Ontology annotation, biological process: tricarboxylic acid cycle. The coding region runs from base 193 to 2559 and encodes 788 amino acids.
GAAGUUUCUCAUUCCUCGACCGGAUCGCGGAGUGUUAGGUAAUUUUUUUUCCGUCGCUGGCGCGGGUGCUUCAAGAAAUAGUGCUAAAGUGAAAAAAUCUUCCAGCUGAGAAGGCUGAAGAUCAGUGCUGCACAGUGAACGUUUGAGAAUAAAUCGAAUCGAUUCCGAAUUACGAACGGAUCUUCCUCCAAGAUGGUGCACUACGCCCGUUUGAUGAACGUGCAGGCCAAGCGUGCCGCUCUGUACGCUGUCGAGUCGCAGCAGCGUUAUUUCCACGCUUCGUGCGCGUCCGCCGCCAAGGUCGCUCUGUCCCGCUUUGAUCAGGAUGUUUACCUGCCGUACGAGAAGCUGCAGAAGAACCUCGAGGUCGUCAAGAAGCGGUUGAACCGCCCGUUGACCCUCAGCGAAAAGAUCCUGUACGGCCAUUUGGAUGAUCCGGCCAACCAGGAUAUCCAGCGCGGUACGUCCUACCUGCGAUUGCGCCCGGAUCGUGUGGCCAUGCAGGAUGCCACCGCCCAGAUGGCCAUGUUGCAGUUCAUUUCUUCCGGAUUGCCAAGGGUUGCCGUUCCAUCGACGAUCCAUUGUGAUCACUUGAUCGAAGCGCAAGUUGGUGGCGAGAAGGAUUUGGCUCGUGCCAAGGAUCUCAAUGCUGAGGUGUACAAGUUCUUGUCCACUGCUGGUGCCAAAUACGGUGUCGGUUUCUGGAAGCCAGGAUCUGGAAUCAUUCACCAGAUCAUCCUGGAGAACUACGCUUUCCCCGGUCUGCUGAUGAUCGGUACCGAUUCCCACACCCCGAACGGAGGAGGUCUAGGUGGAUUGUGCAUCGGUGUCGGCGGUGCUGAUGCCGUCGAUGUCAUGGCCAACAUCCCGUGGGAACUGAAGUGCCCCAAUGUUAUUGGAGUUCAUCUGACCGGAAAGAUCAGCGGAUGGACCUCCCCGAAGGAUGUCAUCUUGAAGGUUGCCGAUAUCCUCACCGUCAAGGGAGGUACCGGAGCCAUUGUUGAGUACUACGGCAAGGGCGUCGAUUCGAUUUCCUGUACUGGUAUGGCCACCAUCUGCAACAUGGGUGCUGAAAUUGGUGCCACCACUUCGACCUUCCCCUUCAACCAACGCAUGGCCGACUACUUGGCCUCGACUGGCCGCGCAGCCAUUGCCGGAGAAGCCAAGAAAUUCCAGCAGUCCGUUCUGACUGCUGACUCUGGCGCCAAAUACGACCAGGUCAUUGAAAUCAACUUGGACACUCUGGAACCCCAUGUCAACGGUCCAUUCACCCCGGAUCUUGCGCACCCCAUCAGCAAGCUCGGAGCGAACUCCAAGAAGAACGGAUACCCAAUGGACAUCCGUGUCGGCCUCAUCGGUUCCUGCACCAACUCCUCGUACGAGGACAUGGGACGUUGCGCUUCGAUCGCCAAAAACGCCAUGAAGCAUGGUCUGAAGUCGAAGAUUCCGUUCAAUGUGACUCCCGGAUCGGAACAGAUUCGUGCCACAAUCGAACGCGACGGAAUCGCCAAGACCUUCAAGGAGUUCGGAGGUACCGUUUUGGCCAACGCUUGCGGACCGUGCAUCGGACAGUGGGACCGUAAGGAUGUGAAGAAGGGCGAGAAGAACACCAUUGUAACGUCGUACAACCGUAACUUCACCGGACGUAACGAUGCUAACCCCGCGACGCACUGCUUCGUCACCAGCCCCGAAUUGGUAACUGCUCUGUCGAUUGCUGGCCGUUUGGACUUCAACCCGAUGACCGAUGAGCUGACCGGCAAGGAUGGCAAGAAGUUCAAGCUGGAAGCUCCGUUCGGUGAUGAGUUGCCCCAGAAGGGAUUCGACCCCGGCAUGGAUACCUACGAAGCCCCACCAUCGGAUGGAAGCAAAGUCAAGGUUGAUGUCGACCCUAAGAGUCAGCGUCUCCAGCUGCUGGAACCCUUCGAUGUUUGGGAUGGCAAGGAUCUGACUGAGAUGACCGUGCUGAUCAAGGUUAAGGGCAAGUGCACCACCGAUCACAUCUCGGCUGCUGGACCGUGGCUGAAGUACCGUGGCCAUUUGGACAACAUUUCCAACAACAUGUUCAUUGGUGCCACCAACAUCGAGAACAACGAGAUGAACAAGAUCAAGAACCAGGUCACCGGCGAAUGGGCUGGAGUUCCGGACGUGGCUCGUUUCUACAAGGCCAAGGGCAUCCGCUGGGUGGCCGUCGGUGAUGAAAACUACGGUGAAGGUUCGUCUCGCGAACAUGCCGCCCUAGAACCCCGCCAUCUGGGAGGUCGUGCCAUCAUCACCAAGUCCUUUGCACGUAUCCACGAAACCAACCUGAAGAAGCAGGGUCUGCUGCCUCUGACCUUCGCCAACCCCGCCGAUUACGAUAAGGUUCAGCCCCACUCCAAGAUCUCGCUGCUCGGCCUGGACAAGAUGGCCCCUGGCAAGCAGGUUGACUGUGAAAUCAAAACCGACGGAAAGGUUGACAAAAUCAAGCUGAACCACUCGUUCAACGAGCAGCAAAUCGCCUGGUUCAAGGCCGGCAGUGCGCUGAACCGCAUGAAGCAGAUUGCAGCGGGCAAGAACUAAAUCCCGUUUCUUCGCUUUCCGCCCCUGCAUGUCAUCCACUCAUCAUCAUAACAUAAGCGAUUCUUGCGGUGGUAACCCCUCUCGACGCAAACGAACGCCUACCGACGGCGACGAGAAGUGGGUUCGAAUUAGCUGCAAAGGCUCGUGGCACUCUCGCAAUCAACGAACAGUACAGUAGGCAUCGAUUGCCCAGAAGAGUGCUCCGAGUCGAAGCUUAGAAUACGACCGUAAGGAUUAAAAACACAAAGUAUCUACUUAAGGAAUAACCCUCCCAACUGAAAAUACUAGAAGUCAGACCUCAUUAGGGCGUUAGUGUGAGGAUUUUCUUUUCUUAAUUUGUACAUAGGAAUAAUCGCAAACCAAACCACAUCAUCGUACUACUUAAUGUUGCGAAAGGCAGAGAUGUGCGUGUGUAGUCUGAAGUCAGGUAAAAAAAAACGUUUAGAUGUUCUAAUAUAAUACAAAGCAAAUUAUUCAUCAUUUGAAGAAGCUAGAUUGUCUCCCAGGUUCUAAAUUAUACACCAAAUUGCUACAUACCUAUUGUGUCCCAGUUUCGUUUUAGGCGCUACAAUUUAGGAUUUUUUCUGUAUUUAGUAUGCGACAAUAAAACCGAUAUUACUACGAAAAUUUUAA